Molecule: messenger RNA, 2468 nt
Organism: Eucalyptus grandis
Lineage: Eukaryota; Viridiplantae; Streptophyta; Magnoliopsida; Myrtales; Myrtaceae
Product: G-type lectin S-receptor-like serine/threonine-protein kinase LECRK3
Exons: 1
Coding region: 1-2364 (787 amino acids)
Biological process (GO): recognition of pollen; protein phosphorylation
Molecular function (GO): ATP binding; protein serine/threonine kinase activity
Source: RefSeq, a predicted model, not a curated record
AUGUUCUCUCCUAUAAUUAAGCAAUUCGAAGCCCGCAUCUUUCUCAACAUGGCGUUUAUCAUGUUUGUUCUCUUUCUUUUAGCUUCUGCUUCCCUCGCAAAAGCUCAAGAAACAAGAUCAAACAUAACACUAAGUUCUUCCCUAAGUCCAACCUCUAACUCCUCUUCUUGGCUCUCACCUUCAGGACUCUAUGCCUUCGGGUUCUACCCUCAAGGCCAGGGCUACGCGGUCGGAAUUUUCCUAGCCGGGAUCCCGCCCAGAACCGUCAUCUGGACCGCGAACCGGGACAAUCCACCUGUUUCUGCUGGUGCCACCGUGCUCUUCACCAAAGCUGGUCGCCUCAUACUGCGAUCCUCGCAAGGUGAAGAAACUUCCAUCUCUUCAGCAGCUGGGUCAGCCUAUUCCGCCUCUAUGCUUGAUUCGGGCAAUUUUGUGCUAUACUAUCCUAACGGAAGCGUACUAUGGGAGAGCUUUGACUACCCAACAGAUACGCUUUUGCCGACCCAGCGCCUCCUGGCAGGGCAACAGAUAAUCUCUAGCAUCUCAGCAACGAACCACUCGACCGGACUUUUCCGCCUCAAGAUGCAACAUGACGGGAAUCUGGUUCAGUAUCCGGUGAACACUCCGGAUACUGCUCCAUAUGCUUAUUACGCAACUUCAGCAGGCGGCUUGGGAGACAAUGUCUCGCUCAACUUUGAUGUUGACGGUCAUUUAUUCUUGCUCAACUCCACGCGCUAUGUCAUAACGCAUAUAACGUCCGGAAGGUUUCCGACGAACAGUGUGAAUUAUAUCUUUAGGAUUGAUUCUGAUGGCUUGAUGAGAUUAUAUUCGUAUGAUUUGAAUCAAAAGGGAAAUUGGUCGGUUAAAUGGUCGUCUACAGAUGAUAAAUGUAAUCCCAAGGGUUUAUGCGGCCUAAACAGUUUCUGCGUCGAAAACAACCAACAGGCUAAUUGCCUAUGUCUUCCUGGAUUCGAUUUUGUUGAGCUGGGAAAUUUGGCGGCGGGCUGCGAGAGGAAUUCCACAGUGGAGACUUGCAAGACAGGAGAUGCAAGUGCGAGUUACAUGAUCGAAGCUGUUGAUAAUACCCAGUGGGAAGAUGAUUCGUACUCGGUUGUUUCGUCGACAGACAAAGAUGGGUGCAAACAGGCCUGUUCGGAGGACUGUAACUGUGAGGCUGCACUCUACAAUGGUGGGAUUUGCAGGAAACAAAGGCUUCCAUUGAGAUACGGAAGAAUAUUGACAACUGAUCCGACGAGCGCUCUGAUCAAGGUAGGCAUCGCGAAACCCAUUAACACUAAUCAAAACAAGGAGGAGGUAACCCGAAUGGAUAUACUACUUCUUAGCCUUUCGCUCCUCGCUUUUGGAUUGGUUAUGAUGGCUAUUUCUAUAGUUAUAAUAUGCAAAAACAACAUGUGGACGUAUCAAAGGAUCUGUAAUAAGAUAGAGGUUAGUUUGGCGAAAGAUCAAGCACCUCGACUGUUCACUUAUGCAGCGCUCGAGUUAGUCACCGACAGUUUCAAGGAACAGAUAGGUAGAGGAUCAUUUGGAACAGUUUAUAAGGGGGUGAUUGGCGAGAAGAUGGUUGCCGUCAAAAGACUUGAUAAGUUGUUGGCUGAAGGGGAAAGAGAGUUUCGGACUGAGGUUGAAGUCAUCAGUCGAACCCACCAUCGAAACCUAGUCCGCCUCCUCGGGUAUUGUAUGGAAGGAACGAAUAGGCUUUUGGUGUACGAGUACAUGAGCAAUGGAUCGCUUGCGAGCGUACUCUUCAGAAGUCCCGAAAGCCGGCCGUUUUGGGCAGAAAGAAUGGAGAUAGCACGGGAUAUAGCCCGAGGAGUGCUAUAUCUACACGAAGAGUGUGAGACACAAAUUAUCCACUGCGACAUAAAGCCACAGAACAUACUCAUGGACGAGAACCGUGCCAAGAUUUCGGAUUUUGGACUUGCAAAGCUCCUAAACGCAGACCAAACCAGAACCUUUACUGGAAUUCGUGGGACGAGAGGUUAUGUGGCGCCUGAGUGGCACCGAAACCAGCCUGUGACAGUGAAAGCAGACGUUUACAGCUUCGGGAUCAUGCUGUUGGAGAUCAUCUGUUGCCGGAGGAACAUGGAAUUGGACUUUCCGGAGAGGGAAGCCAUCUUGGAAGAAUGGGUUUGCAAAUGCUUUUGGAAUGGUGAGAUCGGGAAAUUGACAGGUGACGAGAAGGUCGAUGAGGAUGAAUUGAAGGCCGCUAUCAAGGUUGCGCUUUGGUGCAUCUUGGAUGACCUGACGCUCCGUCCUACGAUGAAAAGAGUUCUAUUGAUGAUGGAAGGAAGUGCCGAAAUCCUGAUGCCUCCUAUUCCUUCAUCUUCCAUUUGUACCGACUAAGGUUAUGUUUAAAUUCUCGAGAGAUUGAUGCAUAUAUGCUGGCGAAUAAAAAACUCCUAUCUAGCAGUGCUUUUGGGAUUGAACCAAGACAUGUAGACAUUAUU